This is a messenger RNA of Anopheles darlingi, 1283 nucleotides long. Its product is annotated as inactive hydroxysteroid dehydrogenase-like protein 1. Gene Ontology annotation, cellular component: endoplasmic reticulum. Gene Ontology annotation, molecular function: oxidoreductase activity. The record is from RefSeq and is a predicted model, not a curated record. The transcript is spliced from 3 exons. The coding region runs from base 35 to 970 and encodes 311 amino acids. NCBI's taxonomy places the organism in Eukaryota, Metazoa, Arthropoda, Insecta, Diptera, Culicidae.
GUCAACCAGUUUGUUUCGCCGCGCGAGAAGAACGAUGAUUACGACGCUGUUGACUGUUAUCGGUGCGUUGAGCGUGUUGAGCUGGUUAUACGAGAACCUACGCAAUCCGGUGGUGCUGUUAAUCCACAGGUUCAAAGUGACUCGCGAGAAUAGUUUGGCGCAGAAAUAUGGAGAGUGGGCAGUUAUCACGGGUGGAUCGGAUGGAAUCGGUAAAGCUUAUGCUCACUACUUAGCCCAAAAAGGUAUGAAGGUACUUCUGGUGGCGCGGAAUGCAGUGAAGCUCACGAAAGUGUCUCAGGAAAUUAACGAGAAAUAUGGCGUGGACUGCCGAUAUGCUGUAGCCGAUUUCUCGAAGGGAGAACAAAUUUUUCCGCAGCUGGAGAAGGAACUAGCGCCAUACGAUAUAGGCAUUCUCGUUAAUAAUGUUGGAGUCAUAAAUGAGAAACCGAUUCUGCUGGAGCGGAUGGAUAAGGCGUUACUUUGGAAUCUUAUCAAUAUCAAUGUUGGAGCCGCAACGUUACUCUGCAAUAUUGUGAUCCCUAAAAUGAAAAGCAACAAACGUGGCCUUAUCGUUAACAUUUCAUCCAUGUCAGCAUUAGCCCCUACACCUUAUCUAAACGUAUACGCCGCAACGAAGGCUUACAUGACCAGCUUUUCCCAUGCCCUGCACGAGGAACUUAAACCUUACGGAAUCGAAUGCCAAACAGUAUCACCAGGGUUCGUCCAUACUAGCAUGACGGAAUACCUGGCACCCACGGAGGGGUCUCAGGCUCCCCUUUCACGGCGGUUGUUGAAAGUAAAUGAUUUCAUAAGAUACGCGGGGUACACGCUAGGCAAGGUUAGCACAACAUGCGGUCACUGGUCUCACGGAAUACAGGUUGGAUUUUUGAAAAUGUUGCCCGAAACAUUGCGAUUGCGAAUAUUUACAAGGAUGUAUACCCAGUUACUUAGCGAAUUUUCGGAACCCUAAAAGAUAAUGUGGCUCAAAAAACAACUUUACAACUUAACUUCUUCCACGGGUCCAAUACAAGAAGAUAAGUAGAAGUAUAAACCUUAUACACAAAGACGGAUUUAUGAUGACCGACUGAGCAAAAUGUGAAAGAUGAAAAAGUUCUGUUUUGUGAUGCCGGCAAUGAUUUUUCGUUGUUGCAGAAUAUGAGCAAUAGUCUUGGCGAAAGAAUUUAUUUGAAUAUUCAAUCAAUUGUGAUAAGAGAUGCAAGGUUAUCAGGAAUGCAUCGAAUGUGCGGAACUCUCAUAAUGGGACGAGGAAACAGUCUAUGCUU